Molecule: messenger RNA, 734 nt
Organism: Soboliphyme baturini
Lineage: Eukaryota; Metazoa; Nematoda; Enoplea; Dioctophymatida; Soboliphymatidae
Source: the annotation of a GenBank genome assembly
AUGCGGGCUCCAAACGGGCAUUUCCAGCGAAAAUCAAAGUAUGAAAACAGCUGUGACGAUGGCAACGAGAAAUUCGCCAAGAAGCUGAAGAAUUUCUUUAAGUCAGCCGAGGCUGACACCAAAGAGACUGAAACGGAAACGGGCUUUCGAGGAGCAUCAAAGCGCAACAACAUGAUUCAGGUGAACGACUCGCCAGCCUUGUCCACGACUGAAUCCGAAGGCAAUGACAAAAUAUUCGACAUAUUUCUUCCUGACCACAGAACAUGGAAAGAAUCCGACGAUGUAUGCAAGCUUUACGAUCAAUGGGCUGUGAGCUACAAUCAAGAUUGUUCUGCCGCUAAGUAUCGAGGAUCCGAAAUCGUGGCCAGAUAUGUCGACAAAUACGUUCGAGACAAAUCCAGUGUUCUCGUCGACAUGUGUGGAGGAACCGGUCUUGGCGCUGAAAAGGUAAGAGAAUACGGCUUUACGACAAUUGACUACCUUGACGGCAGCACCGGAAUGGCACGGAUUGCGAAGAGCAAGAAUCUUUACAAUACGUACUACCAAGACUAUCUCCUUUCGCACAAACAGACUUCGUUGAAAUCUGAAACGUACGAUUGUGUAUUCUGCAUCGGAUCGUUUCUGCCUGGCCACCUGAAGCCUGAAGUGUGCAUUGAAUUCGCCCGAGUGCUGAAGAAAGGUAUGAUUACCUUAGAAAAUAAUUGCUUAAAUUUUGCUUCAUUGUUAAAUUAAAC